This is a messenger RNA of Pleuronectes platessa (European plaice), 2363 nucleotides long. RefSeq names its product zinc-binding protein A33-like. Gene Ontology annotation, molecular function: protein binding; zinc ion binding. The transcript is spliced from 2 exons. The record is from RefSeq and is a predicted model, not a curated record. Bases 146 to 1528 code for a protein of 460 amino acids. Lineage: Eukaryota; Metazoa; Chordata; Actinopteri; Pleuronectiformes; Pleuronectidae.
CUGAAAACCAGGCGAUCACAUUCACCUUCCAAACCAAACUGAACCAAACCAGACCAAACUUCCUGAGUGAGUCCAGCUACAGGAGAGAAGAGUCAAACUACAACCUGCCGACGCUCCACACACUGACCCUUCACCUGGAGACUCAAUGGCUUCCAGAUCAGAAGAGGAUCUCUGCUGUCCCAUCUGCCAUGAUGUCUUCAGAGAUCCUGUCAUUCUGUCAUGUAGCCACAGCUUCUGUAAAGACUGUGUGAAGAGCUGGUGGAAAGAGAAAGUAGUAAAAGAGUGUCCACUUUGUAAGAGAAGAUCUUCAAGGUCAGAACCACCUUGUAACCUGGUGUUGAAGAACCUGUGUGAGACCUUCUUACUGGAGAGAGAUCAGAGCUCUUCACCUGCUCUCUGCAGUCUGCACUCAGAGAAACUCAGACUCUUCUGUCUGGACCAUCAGCAGCCAGUGUGUCUCGUCUGCAGAGAUUCAGAAAAACACACCGACCACAGAUUCAGACCCAUCGAUGAAGCUGCACCACAACACAAGAAGCAGCUUCAGGGAACUCUGGAGCCCUUGAAGAAGAAGUUAAAGUGUUUUGAACGUGUUAAAGUUAAGUGUGAACAAACAGCAGAACACAUUAAGGUCCAGGCCGGACUCACAGAGACGCUGAUCAAGAAGCAGUUUAAAAAACUUCAUCAGUUUCUGGAGGAGGAAGAGGAGGCCAGGAUGGCUGCACUGAGGGAGGAAGAGGAGCAGAAGAGUCGGAUGAUGAAGAAGAAGAUUGAGUCUCUGAGCAGAGACAUAACGUCUCUUUCAGACACAAUCAGAACCACAGAGGACGAGCUGAGAGCUGAAGACGUCUCGUUCCUGCUCAAAUGCAAGGCUUCAGGGGAACAAGUCCAUCAGCGCCUCCUGCUGGAUGAUCCACAGCUGGCCUCAGGAGCUCUGAUAGACGAGGCCAAACAUCUGGGCAAUCUGAACUUCAACAUCUGGAACAAGAUGAAGGACGUGGUCUCCUACAGUCCGGUGGUUCUGGACCCAAACUCUGCUAAUCCAUUCCUCAUCCUGUCUGAAGAUCUGACCAGUUUGAGACGAGGAGAGAGACAGAAGCUUCCUGACAAUCCAGAGAGGUUUGAUACUUACGCCUCAGUCCUGGGAUCUGAGGGUUUUAACUCAGGGACUCACAGCUGGGACGUCCUGGUUGGAGACAGUACACUCUGGUCACUGGGUGUAAGAGCAGAGUCUGUCCAGAGGAAGGGAAAAGAUCUGUCUGGAACAUGGAGAAUAAGGUUCUGUGAAGGUAAAUACUCAGCAGCGUCACCAUCAGGAUCAUCUGUUCUCUCUGUGCAGAAGAUCCAGAGGAUCAGAGUGAAACUGGACUGGAACAGAGGAGAACUGUCGUUCUCUGAUCUUGAUACUAACAAACACAUUCACACCUUAACACACACUUUCACUCAGAAGAUGUUUCCAUUCUUUAGCACUAUAGUUCCCUUGAAGCUGUUACCUGUGAAAGUCUCUGUGACUCUGGAUCAGAGCCGUUAGAGAUAAAGAUUUUAUUCAUCAUGUUUAUUUCUUCAAGAGAAAUCUGCUGAAUUUAAAAGUUAAACUCGUUAUUCUAAAUCUUUGUUUAUUUCUCCUUUUACUUCUCACUCAGUUUUAUUUCUCCUGUCGACUUUUGUGUGUAAAAAGAUUUGAUUAUUUUCUGAUCUUUAUCUUUGGUUUGUUUUUUACUUUCAUGGAAAAUGUUUCUAUCAUUUAGAUUUUGUGUGGAUCCAUGAAGUCGAGCAAACUGAUGAAGAUCCACAUAAAAACACAUUUAUCAAUAACAGCUGAUCAUUGUUCACAUUCAACAAACUUUAUUAAAACUCACACAUGAGACAUGAUUCAUGUUUAAUCACAUAAAACCUGUUCACAUAUGAAACUGUUUUUUCCCACAUUUAGAUUAUUUGGCCAUGUUUAGAUUUAGUUUCUAGCUGAUUAAUUGGUCUGAUUAUUGGUUUCUUUGUUUUAAUUUAUUUUGUUCUAUGGCUAUGUUCAAUAUGGUUGGCUGGUACUGUGAUAUGAAUACAUUUGAAUAUUGGUGAGUUCUUGGCUCCAUAAACUAAAGGCCCUCUUUUGUAAUCUUGUUGUAUUAUAUCGCUUGCAGUGUAAGGGAUCUUAAAGUGUGCUGUGCUUAUUAAAUGCAUAAUAUUUUAGCUUUGUUAAAUUGGGUCUGGACCCUUUUUGACCACUACACAUAUAUGAACAUUUGUCUGUUUGAUUUGAUGAAGCCAAAAUGAUUCUGUCUGUAAAAGUGUUUAUUCAACAGCAGCCUGGUGAUGUGAUUUUAAUAUUGUGAUCAAAAUAAACCCUAACCCUAAACACUAUGAAACAGAAA